CGUUUAGUUCAGCCGAAGCAGUUGUAUGUGCCAUUUAGUUCAAUUCAACAAUUGGCAUUCAGUUCAGUUUCAAAUUCAGUUAACAACCGUUAAUACGUGACGGUUCCUGCACUCAUGUUUGCCUUCACUUUGCAAAUUUUGGCACUGCUGUUUGUGCUCAGUGACUCAGUUCCGGACUCAGUCAAAGAGGAGAGGCAACGGCCGAGCUUCGAGUUCUGUUCGAUUUGGUUUCUACAUAGAGGAGAAAUGGGGAACGAUCUUGUGGUUUUCUUACCAGGUUGCUUCCAUUGGCACCAGACGGCCGCGAGAUGAGCUGCUCGCCGCCGCCAGAGCCUGAUCACCACCACCGCCUCCUCGCCACCCUCGCGCGCCACGGCCGCCUCGCCGCGGCCGCCACACUCUUCUCCACCGCGGUCCGUACCACGCGCGCGCUCAACACCAUCCUCGCCGCCCUCUGCUCCACACCGUCGCUCCUCCGCGUCGCCCCCUCCGUGCUCCUCCUGGCCGCCCCCACCGCCGCCCCCGACGCCGCCACCUUCCGCGUGCUGGCCUCCGCGCUCUGCCGCGCCCGCCGCCCCUCCGCCGCCGCCGACCUCCUGCGCUGCAUGCCCCCGCUCCUCCUCGACCCGGACUCGCCGCUGUGCCGCGCCGUGCUCUCCUCCCUCUGCCGGUGCGCGCCGGCCCGGGACGCGGCGGCGUUCCUGGACGACAUGCGCCGGUGGGGCGUGUCCCCCAGCGGGCUCGACCACCGCGCCGUCCUCCGCGCGCUCCUGCGGGACGGGAUGCUCGCGGAGGCGUACGGGCUCGUCAGGGAGAAGAUGGGCUCCGACGGCGUGGCCCCGGGCGUGGCCGACUUCGAGCUGGUGCUGCGCGCCUUCAGCGAGCGCGGGCAGUUCGACGCCGUCGACGAGGCGUUCGACGAAAUGCUCCUGCGCGGGCUCGUGCCGGGCGUCGCGGUGUACAACGUGUACGUCGCCGCGCUGUGCAGGAAAGGGGACCUGCCGGGCGCCCGCCUGAUGGUGGGCUGCAUGGAGCGCGCCGGGUGCCCGCCGGACGUCAGGACGUUCGGCGUCGUGGUCGCCGGGUGCGUGUCCGCCGGGGACGCGGCCGCGGCCAGGGACGUGGCGUCGGAGGCGGUGCGGCGCGGCCUGCGGUGGGACGCGCCGGCGUUAGCGGAGCUGGUCGGCCUGCUCCGUGCGGACGGACACGUCGCGGACGCGCACGGGCUGCUGCUGGAGGUGUUCCUGCACGGCGGGUGCACUGGAGUGGACGCCUCGGCGUUCGGGCAGAUGAUAUGCGCCAGCGACGACUGCUCGCCGAGCUUGUACUGAUUGCGGUGGCGGUUAACCGCCGAUGUUGCAAGAGUCGGUCCCAAGGAAAUUUCACAUUUGAGCUCCAUGCCUCGUUUCUUC
Molecule: messenger RNA, 1412 nt
Organism: Lolium perenne
Lineage: Eukaryota; Viridiplantae; Streptophyta; Magnoliopsida; Poales; Poaceae
Source: RefSeq, a predicted model, not a curated record